Messenger RNA from Chroicocephalus ridibundus (black-headed gull), 1707 nucleotides. It is a transcript of the gene TMED6, whose product is annotated as transmembrane p24 trafficking protein 6. Gene Ontology annotation, cellular component: COPII-coated ER to Golgi transport vesicle; endoplasmic reticulum-Golgi intermediate compartment; endoplasmic reticulum. The transcript has 4 exons. Gene Ontology annotation, biological process: Golgi organization; intracellular protein transport; endoplasmic reticulum to Golgi vesicle-mediated transport. The record is from RefSeq and is a predicted model, not a curated record. The coding region runs from base 722 to 1423 and encodes 233 amino acids. NCBI's taxonomy places the organism in Eukaryota, Metazoa, Chordata, Aves, Charadriiformes, Laridae.
AUAGCGAUGCCCUGAAGGUACGAGGUGCUGCUGCAUUGGUGUAGGCAUGAAGCAGAAGCUUCUGGACUAAUCGCUGUAGAAGUCAAAGGGCAGGGGAGGGAUGGGGACAUUUUCUAAAAGCAGCCUCUCUUGGCUGCGUUCCCACAGAGCUGUGGCUGGGGAGAAGUCUGUUUGGAAACACCUGCUUUCCCUUUGUCCUUCAGCAGCAGUUGCUGGAAUGAGCUUCCCUCAUCACCUGGCUGUGGCUGUGCCUUUCCCUCCCCUUCUGCUUGUAAAACUGUUUCCCUGGGCUGGGAGCAGGGGAGGGGGUUGCAGACUAAGGCUUUACUCUAAGAAACUGGAAGUUUCUUGGAGUUAAACACUGAACUGCUUAAUUUGCUUGUUCAGAAGACACAGACUGGCAGAGUGUUGGCCAGUGAGGGGAGCAGGACUGGCGCCGUGCAGGCGGGAGGUGCUGCCGGUGACUGUGGUGCUUCUUCGCAGCAGCCCCAGCCUCUGCAGAAGGGCUCAGCUGGGUGGGCUCUAACAUGGACGAGCCAGACCAGCUCCUGCUCUGCACCGAGAUCACCUUGAAGAGCAGAGCCUGUGCUGCACUCCUCCUGACACCGGCCCUGGUGCUGCCAAGUGCUGCUGCGAAGCAGUUAAUGAUUACCCCUGCCACCUCGGGUUUCCGCUCCUGCCCUGCCUCGGCGGGAGGGAGCGCUGGAGGCUGGGAGGCAAGAUGCUGCUGGUGGUGCUCCUGGCACUGCUGCUGGGCCCCGCCGGCUGCCCCAAGACAGAGCCCCUGAGUGGGUCUGGCCAGGAGCCCCUCUUCCGUGGAGCGGAUCGCUACGACUUUGCCAUCGUCAUCCCUGCCGGUGCUGUGGAGUGCUUCUGGCAGUUUGCACACCAGAGCGGCAACUUCUUCUUCAGCUACGAGGUCCAGUGGGCGACGGGGAUUGGCAACAGCAGGAACAUCCUGGCCACAGCGAGCGACCCCAACGGCUUCCAGCUUGGUAUUUCUCAGGACCCGCGAGGGCAGAUCAACUUCCUCACCAAGGAGACAGGUUUCUACCAGCUGUGCCUGGACAACCAGCAAAACCACUUUGGCUUCAUGCACGUGUAUCUCAACUUUGGUGUCUAUUAUGAAGGCUUCGAUGUGGAAAACAAGCAGCCAGAAGAGAGGAAAGAGCUGAACAACACCCUGGAGGCAAUCGAGGUCAGCAUCCGGAAGCUGCAGCUCCACAUCUUCCACAUGUGGCGGUUCUACAACUUCGCACGGAUGCGGAAAGGGUCUGACUCCUACCUCCUGGAGUCCAACUACAACUAUGUCAACUGGUGGUCGAUGGCUCAGAGCUGCGUCAUUGUCCUCUCCGGGGUCCUGCAGCUCUACUUCUUGAAGCGUCUCUUCAAUGUGCAAACCUCCACCAGGCAGAAGUGCUAGCAGCACCCGGAACCGCGGGCAGGACCGGAGCCCACCCUGCAGCUGCCUGCAGCGCUUGGUAACUGAGCUGCCACUCUGCCCCUUGGCAGAGCAGGAGGGAAGGCUGAAUCCUAGCUCAAGGAUGAGGAAGGAGAGUUCACCCCAUUCCUGCCUCUGGCUCUAGCCCUGCCUUGGCUGAAAUCACCCUGACAGAAAAAAAGUGCGACGCAGUCACCUGAGCUUUGUGUGCUGGAUCAGUUUGUUACGGCUCUGCCUGUCUUUAGUGUCCUAAUGUGUCUUUUCUA